GAGCGGAGCAGGCCCGGGGACUCGCCUUCCCAGCUUGCCGCGCGCCCGGGGUGCUCCUCGGCGACCAGGAAAUGGGAAAGAUGGCGACGGCUCAGCGACGUUGAGGCCGCGUUAGGCGGUUCAGAGACAGGGUGAUGGCAGGAGAACUGGCUGAUAAAAAGGACCGAGAUGCAUCACCUUCCAAGGAGGAAAGGAAGCGAUCACGGACUCCUGACAGAGAGCGGGAUAGAGACCGGGACCGGAAGUCCUCCCCAUCUAAAGAUAGGAAGCGACAUCGUUCAAGGGAUAGACGUCGAGGAGGCAGCCGCUCCCGCUCUCGUUCCCGUUCUAAGUCUACAGAGAGAGAACGACGGCACAAAGAACGAGAACGAGAUAAGGACCGAGAUCGGAAUAAGAAGGACCGCGAUCGAGACAAGGAUGGGCACAGACGAGACAAGGACCGUAAACGAUCCAGUUUAUCGCCUGGCCGAGGAAAAGAUUUUAAAUCUCGGAAGGACAGAGACUCUAAAAAGGAUGAAGAUGAUGAGCAUGGUGAUAAGAAGCCUAAGGCCCAGCCACUAUCUCUGGAGGAACUUUUAGCCAAGAAAAAGGCUGAGGAAGAAGCUGAGGCUAAGCCUAAGUUCCUCUCCAAAGCAGAGCGGGAAGCUGAAGCUCUAAAGCGACGGCAGCAGGAAGUGGAAGAGCGGCAGAGAAUGCUUGAAGAAGAAAGGAAGAAAAGGAAACAGUUCCAAGACUUGGGCAGGAAGAUGUUGGAAGACCCUCAGGAAAGGGAACGCCGGGAACGAAGGGAGAGAAUGGAGCGGGAGACCAAUGGAAAUGAGGAUGAGGAAGGUCGUCAGAAGAUCCGGGAAGAGAAGGAUAAGAGCAAGGAACUGCACGCUAUUAAGGAACGUUACCUGGGUGGCAUCAAAAAGCGGCGUCGAACAAGGCAUCUCAAUGAUCGCAAGUUUGUCUUUGAGUGGGAUGCAUCUGAGGACACAUCCAUCGAUUACAACCCCCUAUACAAAGAACGGCACCAGGUGCAGUUGUUGGGGCGAGGCUUCAUUGCAGGCAUUGACCUAAAGCAGCAGAAACGAGAGCAGUCACGCUUCUAUGGAGACCUAAUGGAGAAGAGGCGAACACUGGAAGAAAAGGAGCAGGAGGAAGCAAGACUCCGAAAACUUCGAAAGAAAGAAGCCAAACAGCGCUGGGAUGAUCGUCAUUGGUCGCAGAAGAAGUUAGAUGAGAUGACAGACAGGGACUGGCGGAUCUUCCGUGAGGACUAUAGCAUUACCACCAAAGGUGGCAAAAUCCCUAAUCCCAUUCGAUCCUGGAAAGACUCUUCUCUGCCCCCACACAUCUUGGAGGUCAUUGAUAAAUGUGGCUAUAAGGAACCAACCCCUAUCCAGCGCCAGGCAAUUCCAAUUGGGUUACAAAAUCGUGACAUCAUUGGUGUGGCUGAGACUGGUAGUGGUAAAACUGCAGCCUUCCUCAUCCCGUUGCUGGUCUGGAUCACCACACUUCCCAAAAUUGACAGGAUCGAAGAGUCAGACCAGGGCCCUUAUGCCAUCAUCCUGGCUCCUACUCGUGAGUUGGCUCAGCAGAUUGAGGAAGAGACCAUCAAAUUUGGGAAGCCGCUAGGCAUCCGCACUGUGGCUGUCAUUGGUGGUAUCUCCAGAGAAGACCAGGGCUUCAGGCUGCGCAUGGGUUGUGAGAUCGUGAUCGCUACCCCGGGACGUCUGAUUGAUGUACUGGAAAACCGUUACCUAGUGUUGAGCCGCUGUACCUAUGUGGUUCUGGAUGAGGCAGAUAGGAUGAUUGACAUGGGCUUUGAGCCAGAUGUCCAGAAGAUCCUGGAGCACAUGCCUGUCAGCAACCAGAAACCAGACACAGAUGAGGCUGAGGAUCCUGAGAAGAUGUUGGCCAACUUUGAGUCAGGAAAACAUAAGUACCGCCAAACAGUCAUGUUCACUGCCACCAUGCCCCCAGCGGUGGAGCGUCUGGCCAGGAGCUAUCUUCGGCGACCUGCUGUGGUAUACAUUGGCUCGGCAGGCAAGCCCCAUGAGCGUGUGGAACAGAAGGUCUUCCUCAUGUCAGAGUCAGAAAAGAGGAAAAAGCUGCUGGCAAUAUUGGAACAAGGCUUUGAUCCACCCAUCAUCAUUUUUGUCAAUCAAAAGAAGGGUUGUGAUGUGUUGGCCAAGUCCCUGGAGAAAAUGGGGUACAAUGCUUGUACACUGCAUGGUGGAAAAGGUCAGGAGCAGCGAGAAUUUGCGCUGUCCAACCUCAAGGCUGGGGCCAAGGAUAUUUUGGUGGCUACAGAUGUGGCUGGUCGUGGUAUCGACAUCCAGGAUGUGUCUAUGGUUGUCAACUAUGAUAUGGCCAAAAACAUUGAAGAUUAUAUCCACCGCAUUGGCCGUACGGGACGAGCAGGCAAGAGUGGUGUGGCCAUCACCUUCCUCACCAAAGAGGACUCAGCUGUGUUCUAUGAGCUGAAGCAAGCCAUCCUGGAGAGCCCAGUGUCUUCCUGUCCCCCAGAGCUAGCCAACCACCCAGAUGCUCAGCACAAGCCAGGCACCAUCCUCACCAAGAAGCGCCGAGAAGAGACCAUCUUUGCUUGACACAGCACUCCUCCAGUGGGUUUAAGGACAUGCUGUGAAGCUGCGUGAUGCCUGUUCUUUAAGACCCUCACAUUCCUCUUUCCAGGUUCUCAGUCUUGGGUUAUGGGAGCUUGGAAACAAUCAGACUCCCUGGCUUAGACCCUAAGGUCGGAGGCCUGAGUGAGACUGCAAAACGAUAGGAGGAUGCUGUGGGAGGCAGGGAAAGCACAGAUGUUAGGCUCAGCUUUGCCCCUUUGGGGGGUUUUCACAUUGUACUGGGCCAUGAACUCUUCCCAGUUUAUAGGGCAACCUGCUGGCACUACCCCCAAGACUGAACACAUCUGGCUGCCUGCGUUAGGAUCUUCUUCGGCAAGGACUUGACAGUGUAACCAUGUGCAUUGCAGCGAUGCUGUUGCCCUAGAUAACCCAGGGGAUCUGGCACCAUGAGGAUUGUGGACUGUGGACUCUGUCAUUUUGACAGCUGUUUUCCCAUUUGGCAUAUAAAACAAGUCAAGAGCCUUUAGAACUGUGCACAGCCCUGUGCCAAGGGGUGCUGUGCACUCUAGGCAUCCCUCCCCCAGGGAAUUUUUUUAGUAGAUGUGGGGACAGGGUGAGCUGGCUGUGUUCAUCUUUAAGUCACUGAGUGAAAUUUCUGUUUUCUAUUCUCUGAGAAGAUGAGUUUGUAUGUUCUGAGAAUAAAUAAUGAAUAUUAA
Messenger RNA from Marmota monax (woodchuck), 3289 nucleotides. It is a transcript of the gene Ddx23, whose product is annotated as DEAD-box helicase 23. The transcript has 17 exons. The record is from RefSeq and is a predicted model, not a curated record. Gene Ontology annotation, biological process: mRNA splicing, via spliceosome. Gene Ontology annotation, molecular function: RNA helicase activity; RNA binding; ATP binding. NCBI's taxonomy places the organism in Eukaryota, Metazoa, Chordata, Mammalia, Rodentia, Sciuridae. Bases 135 to 2597 code for a protein of 820 amino acids. Gene Ontology annotation, cellular component: catalytic step 2 spliceosome.